Messenger RNA from Xenopus laevis (African clawed frog), 979 nucleotides. It is a transcript of the gene coa3.L, whose product is annotated as coiled-coil domain containing 56 L homeolog. The record is from RefSeq and is a predicted model, not a curated record. Gene Ontology annotation, biological process: mitochondrial respiratory chain complex IV assembly. Lineage: Eukaryota; Metazoa; Chordata; Amphibia; Anura; Pipidae. The coding region runs from base 8 to 346 and encodes 112 amino acids. The transcript has 2 exons. Gene Ontology annotation, cellular component: mitochondrial inner membrane; mitochondrial membrane.
AUACUAGAUGCGAGUGAUGCGCUUUUUACUCGCGCCUAGAAACAUGGCAGAGAAGGGAAGCCCUAAAGAGUCAGCGGCCAAGUACGCCCAGCGAAUUGACCCGAAACGGGAGACUCUUAGUCCGGAGCAGCAGGAGUUUAUGCGGAAAACGGAGAUGGCGCAAUGGCGGAAGAAUGCGGGGAAGCUGCGUGGGCGCAAUCUGGUCACUGGUUUAGUUAUAGGAGGCAUCGUGCUGGGCAUUUAUGGAUACACCUUCUAUUCUGUGGCUCAGGAAAAGUUUUUAGACGAACUGGAAGUUGACGCGAAAGCAGCCCGUGCCAGUUAUCCAAAAACAUCUGCCAACUGAAGAGCUUUGAGGAAGGGGAUAUUUCUUAUGAAAAUCAAGAUGGACUCUUAAUGACCCUUCAUUUUCCAGUGAUUCUACUCACAUGACUUCAGCAGUUCUAUUUCUUCUUAUGGCUUGUGCUCCCUGAUCUCUAGUAACUGUUACAGAAGUCACACAUUUAUAUAUAUAUAUAUAUAUAUAUAUAUAUAUAUAUAUAUAUAUAUAUAUAUAUAUAUAUAUAUAUAAUAUAUAUAUAUAUAUAUAUAUAUAUAUAUAUAUAUAUAUAUACAUAUACACAUAUAUAUUUGUUCAUAUCUUAUGUUCUACAGCAUCUCUACUACAUAGUCCUAGAACAAUGCCAGUCAGGGUUACAAAUAAAGGAAAUUGAUUGCAAACAAUAACAUGACUUUACAGAAAGAUAUACAGUAUAAUUUAAUAAAUGGGAGAUGUAUAAAACAUAUUGCUGCCCCAAUAUGAAACCUUUGACUGGGGCAGUGAAUCAUAAACUAUGUAACCUGUCAAGAGAUUUUCUGUUUUGGGCCAGGACACUCUCACAGGGUGUCUAUGUACCAUGCACUUCUUUCAUUGUUGUGGUAACGAUAAUGUAAAUGUUGGAGAUGCCUGUACUUUGUAAUAAAAUAUGACUUGUUUGAA